This is a messenger RNA of Ailuropoda melanoleuca (giant panda), 3853 nucleotides long. RefSeq names its product spindlin family member 4 (gene SPIN4). NCBI's taxonomy places the organism in Eukaryota, Metazoa, Chordata, Mammalia, Carnivora, Ursidae. The coding region runs from base 521 to 1270 and encodes 249 amino acids. The record is from RefSeq and is a predicted model, not a curated record. Gene Ontology annotation, biological process: gamete generation. The transcript has a single exon.
ACAGCAAAAACCCCGGCGCCAGAGCUAGGCCAAGCCGAGCAGCGCUGCGAAGCCAAGGCCCCGCGGACUUGUCAGAGACCCACCGCUGCCUGCGCCUUUGCUGCUGCAGUCAUCUCUUUUAUCCCUUGCCUACUUUUCCUGUCGUCUCCUCAAUCACCGUUUCGCAGCUGCAGCACCAUCGAUAACAGCUAAGUGGUCAAUUCUGGGACUUGGGGUUGGGAGAUGGGCGGGUGCGAGGCGUAGGCAGUACAAGCUAGCCCGCCAUCUCCUCCGGCAACCGCCGCUGCUGCAGACACCUCUCCUGGGCGGGAAAGAACACAGUCAAAAGGCCCAGGCUGUCCCAGUGUCCACGGUCCGAGUUAGGGCAUUUCUGUCAAGCCUUGGUGAGAGCCUUGCACUUGGGGAAGGGAGGACGGACUCAAGAGAUCACGAAAAAAGAUCUCAUAUUGGAUACUGUUGACUUUUUGUCAGCUUAAUUGUGGAAGUGGCAGCUUUGCUUGAGCCUCCUUAAACCCCAGCCAUGUCACCCCCAACUAUGCCCCCGAUGGGUGUAGAUGGUGUCUCCGCAUACCUGAUGAAGAAAAGGCACACCCACAGGAAGCAGCGGCGCAAACCCACUUUCCUCACCCGUAGGAACAUCGUGGGCUGCCGCAUUCAACAUGGCUGGAAGGAAGGCAACGAGCCCGUGGAGCAGUGGAAGGGCACUGUGCUUGAGCAGGUUUCCGUGAAGCCCACUCUCUAUAUCAUCAAAUAUGAUGGCAAAGAUAGUGUGUAUGGACUAGAGCUGCACCGAGAUAAGAGAGUUUUAGCUUUAGAAAUCCUUCCCGAAAGAGUGCCAACUCCUCGCAUUGAUUCGCGCCUGGCAGAUUCUUUGAUUGGCAAAGCAGUGGGGCAUGUGUUUGAGGGUGAGCACGGUACGAAAGAUGAAUGGAAGGGCAUGGUCCUGGCGCGAGCCCCCGUGAUGGACACUUGGUUUUACAUCACUUAUGAGAAAGAUCCUGUCCUUUAUAUGUACACACUGCUGGAUGACUAUAAAGAUGGUGACCUGCGCGUCAUUCCAGAUUCCAACUACUAUUUUCCUACAGCGGAACGGGAGCCUGGAGAAGUGGUCGACAGCCUCGUGGGCAAGCAAGUGGAACAUGCCAAAGAUGAUGGGUCCAAGAGAACGGGCAUUUUUAUCCAUCAAGUGGUGGCCAAGCCAUCGGUCUACUUCAUUAAGUUUGAUGAUGAUAUUCACAUUUAUGUCUAUGGCUUGGUGAAAACCCCCUAAAUUCAUUGUGCUCUGCAAAAGUGGAACUAUUAAAUGUAAAACAUGUCAUGUUCUUGUAAUUGUGAAUUUUUGGAACAGUUUUGGUGUCAGAGUUUCAGGAAUUUAUUAUAACUUGUUACUUAUUGUGCCUCCAAAUCUUACAAUGACUGGUCCCACAGUUUUGUCCCAAUUAUACGUUGGUACUUUUGAUAUUGCCUUGCUCUCUAAUUGAAGAUUUAAUGUGGGUGUUAGUAGAAAAUUAAAAAGUAUUCAUUACCAUUGGAACAAUGAAAAACUAAAGAAAAAUUAAGGGUGUAACCCCACACCAGGUCCUCUCUCCCAUUUUAUUAUCUCCCCUCUUUCUUCUUUCCAGGUUACAAUUGUUAAAAAUAUGAUGUAUAACCUUCCACAUUUUCCCAUCCACUUAGAGAAAGUUUGUUGUAGUCUCUUCUGUAAAAAUGAAAAGUUACAUCAUUUCUCUGUAAUUGCUUUUCACAUUUGGAAUAUCCAUGAUAUCUUUUCUAUUCAGUAGCUCCAAGUCUCUCUCUCUCUCUCUCCCUCUCCCCUUUCCCUCCUUGCCUCUCCCAGUUCCCCUUUGCCUCUGGAAUUUACUUUGUAUAUGGUAUAUCAUAGAGGUCGAAUUAUACAUUUUGCUCACAUUGGGUACCUGAUUAUGCCAUCACUUUUACUAAAUAAAAUCACCGAUUUCCCCUCUUCCUCUCUGUCUCCUUCCCUCCAGCAGCUGCAUAUACAGUACAUUUAUAUACCAAAAAGAUACUCAGCCAUUCUAUUACUGAUGGUCACUUAAAUUAUUUCCUUUCCUUUUUUCACCAUAGCACUGCUGCAAUAAAUACUGGUGCUUUUAUUUCUAUUGAGUAGAUUCCCAGCAAUGGCAUUGCUAGGUAGGGGGUAUAUUUAAUUUUAGAGAUAUUAUAAAAUUACUAUACAAAAUGAAAGUGCUCAUUUCCCAGUAUCCUCUCCAGCACUCUUUCAAGUUUGCAAAUCUGGAGGAUGAAAAAUUGCGUAGUAUUUUUUUUAAUUGACAAACUCAAGGAGGUUUGUUUUUUUGACUAUUUGGAUUUUUCUCUUUUGUGAUUUGCCAGUACUUAUCCUUUGCUCAUUUUUCUAUUGUAUCUUUGAUCUUUUUCUUAUACAUUUGUAGGAAUUCUUACUGUAUUUCUCUAGGAUGCAUAUUAAUCAUCUGUAGCCCAUCUGUAUUUUUUUCCAUUGUAUCAUUGAUCUUGACUUUAUUAAUGGUAUCUUUUACUUUACAGUUAUUGCCAUUGUUGUUUUUAAUUUUUAGGUAGAAUACUGCCUCCUUCUCAGCUUUUUGGUUUCCUACCUUUUUCAGAUGAAUGCCCCCACCGCAAGUCAUACAAAUAUUCACCUUUAUUUUUUUCUAAAAUUUUCAUUAAUUUUAAGGUUUUAGCUGUUUGAGCCAUCUGGAGUUUAUUUAAUAUACAGUAUAAGAUAAAGUUUCAAAUAUACAUUUUGUUCACAUUGGAUUACUGAUUAUACUAUCAUAUUUAUUAAAUAAACGACCGAUUUUUGAGUCUGUGAGCCAGUAUCCUGUCGUUUAACUAUAGUGGUUUGACCAUAAAUUUUGAACUCUGGUAAAGCAAGUUACCACUCAUUAGGGGUGUGUGUGUGUGUGUGUGUGUGUGUGGUUUUUUCCCCCCUUUUCUUCUUUAAUACAAAUUGUUCUAGAAAUUCAUUCUUUCCAUGAAAAUUGAAGGCAUUCUUUCCACAUUUAAAAAUUCUGAUAUCUUAGAAUUGUGAUACAUUUGUACAUUUCUAUUUAGAAGAAAAUUUUAAUGAUAUUAAACCUUAAUGCUCAAGAGUUUUGGUACAUCAUUAAAAUCUUUUGUUUUUGUUUUUGUAAGGUUCUUCAUAUGGAUCCAUUAUAUCUGAUUAAAUUUAUUUCUAAGUAUUUUUACAGAUUUUGUCACAUUUUGACAUUUUGAAUUGGGUAUUUUCCCCUCCUCAUUUGUAACUUCUUAUUUUUGAUAAUAUAGACAAACUACAGAUCAUUUUUUAAAAUUUUACCUUAUAUUGAAUCAGCUUAAUAAAUCCUCUUAUUACACUUUUUAAAAGUACAAUAUUUUCAAUCUUCUAGGUAUGCAAUCAUUUCACCUGCAAAUAGAGAUAAUUUUAUUUAUUGAAAAUAACGUUGAAUAAUGAUUAUGAUAUGCUUGUCUGGUAUUAGUUUUCAUGGAAUUGUUUUUAGUGUUCCCUAUUAAUUAUAGCAUUUGUUUUUGGUUAUUGGUAAAUAGUCAUUAACCAUUAAAAUGUUUAAGGAGUUUCUUUUAUUCCAUUUUUUUAAAUUCCUGUUUCACAUUAGGGGGCUUACUAAACCUUAAAGUCCCUCCUGAAAUUUAUCAAAUGUCUUUCAGCAUUCAUUGAUAAAAUCAUAUGAUUUUGUUUUCCUUUAAUUUGUUGAUGUAAUGAAUUAAAGGACUAGGUAUUUGAUGUUGAACCAAAUUUGUGUUUCUGGAAUAAAUCCUACUUGGUCAUGUUGUAAUGAUCAUUUGAUACAUUGCUAGAUUUUAUUUACCAAUAUUUUAUUUAGAAUUAUUGCAUUUAUAUUUCAAACUGAAAUUUUAU